This is a messenger RNA of Solanum tuberosum (potato), 1584 nucleotides long. Its product is annotated as (S)-N-methylcoclaurine 3'-hydroxylase isozyme 1-like. The record is from RefSeq and is a predicted model, not a curated record. The transcript has 2 exons. Lineage: Eukaryota; Viridiplantae; Streptophyta; Magnoliopsida; Solanales; Solanaceae. Gene Ontology annotation, molecular function: monooxygenase activity; oxidoreductase activity, acting on paired donors, with incorporation or reduction of molecular oxygen; iron ion binding. Bases 28 to 1527 code for a protein of 499 amino acids.
GCAGCCUAUAAAUCAAUUAAUAGAGAGAUGAUCAAUUACUUAUUUACGUCGAUUCUACUUCUUUUAGUCCUUAUAAUCACAUUGAAAUACAUUUAUUCAUCACGAAAGAAAUUACCACUUCCUCCGGGUCCAUUUCCAUGGCCAUUGAUUGGGAACCUUUUACAAAUUGGUAAAACACGUCCUCAUGCUUCUCUAGCAAAGCUAGCUCAAGUUCAUGGCCCUGAUUUUAUGUCCAUAAGGUUCGGUACGCGACUCAUAGUUGUCGCCUCAUCCCCUGCUGCUGCUGCUGAGGUUCUCAAAACACAUGAUCGCGUUCUUUCUGGUCGUUAUGUUUCUCGUGUUGUUCGAAUCAAGGGAUCAAUAGUCCAUAACUUGUCAACUGCUUUUCUAGAAGAGUGUGAUGAUAAUUGGAAAAAGGUACGAACUAUAUACAGGGGAGCCCUGUUUUCUACGAAAGCUCUGGAGUCUCAGGUUAGUACGAGAGAGAAAAAAGUCAUGGAAAUGAUACGAUAUUUGGAGGAAAUACAAUUAAACCAAGUGAUUCAGAUCAGGGAAGUAAUUUUUGUGACGGUUUUAAAUAUAUUGGGCAAUUUGCUUCUUUCGAUGGAUUUAAUUGAUUUUGAAGGCAGGGGAGUGGGUGAAGAAAUGAUGAAGUACCUGCGUGAAUUCACGGAGACAGGUGCAACUCAAGAGUUAGCUGAUAUGUUUCCUGUUUUGGGUGCAAUUUGCAGUAUGAAUUUCCAGAGAACAUACAAGAAAAUCAUGGAUUUGUUCAAUAAAACGUCUGUUGUUUGGGCUGGCGUCGUUCAGGAGAGAAGAAAAAGAGAGAGUCAAACUUCUAUGGAUGCUGUAGAUUUUGUUGAUGCUUUGGUUAAAAAUGGUUUCACUGAUAAACAUAUCAAUGCAUUGCUUAUGGAAUUAUUUGGAGCCGGGACAGAAACCACAAUUGUUACAAGUGAAUGGAUGCUUGUGGAGCUCUUGAAAAAUCAUCAAUGCUUAACAAAACUCCGCGAUGAAAUUGCAAACGUAGUAGGAGAUAAAGACGUUAUAAUAAGGGAAUCUGACUUGACGAACAUGCCAUACUUGGAUGCUUGUCUGAAAGAGACAUUAAGGUUGCAUCCUCCUGGCCCGUUGCUACUCCCUCAUCGCGCUGUGGAAACAUGUGAAGUCAUGGGCUACAGAAUUCCGAAAGACACACAAGUGAUGGUCAAUAUGUGGGCAAUUGCGAGGGAUCCAAAGGUUUGGGAUGAUCCUUCAAGCUUCAAACCCGAAAGAUUUAUGAACUCUAAGAUGGACUAUAAAGGGCGAGAUUUUGAGUAUAUUCCAUUUGGUUCGGGAAGAAGAAUGUGUGCUGGAGAACCUCUGGCUUCGAGGUUUGUUCCUUUAGUUGUUGCUUCUUUGGUCCAUAAGUUCGAUUGGUUUCUGCCAAAUGAUAUGAAUCCGGAUCAGAUUGACAUGGAUGAGAUCUUGGAUCUCAUAAUUUCUAAGAAAGAUCCAAUUCUUGUCAUUCCUAAAUUGAGGAAAUGAUCUGUAAAAACUCCCAUAAUUACCUUUAUAAAUUGUACCACAAUAAUCAACCUUCUU